Angiostrongylus costaricensis is the source of this 444-nucleotide messenger RNA. The record is from the annotation of a GenBank genome assembly. Lineage: Eukaryota; Metazoa; Nematoda; Chromadorea; Rhabditida; Metastrongylidae.
AUGCUCAUAGACAAACUCGUGUUGACGAAAACGCCGACGCCGCCGACUCCUCUACUGCCACAUGUUCCGAGGAACAGUUCUUCUCCGGCGUCAAAGACGGCGUUGAAAGGCUGGCGUCUUCUCGCUUCGGCCAGGCCGAUGACGUCGUGCGUUAUCCUUCUCGCUUGCAUGGGCAAGUCUUCUAUCGAGGACUCGGAUGCAAGUUGUUCUGUCAAUCCUAUUUGGCUUGACUCGAGUGAAAAGCGUGUAGACGACAGUCUGCAAGCAGAUUGGGCUAUAGUUGCUGAAAUGUUGGAGAUCGCCCUUCUUGAACAAUAGGGUUCAGAUCUUAUGCUUUCCGGAUCUGAUGCUGUUCGAUUUUUCAGCGACGAAAUGGCAUGUCGGAUUUUGCAAGGGAGAGCCGGUGGUAUAACGUAUCCGUCCUCCUUUAUUUCAUAUGAAUGA